AUGAAUCUCAAAGUCUUGCAUGUAAACACACAAUGGCAGGACACCAACGGGGUGCUGCAGCAUUCGAGUCAAUGGGAACAGCGAGUUCAAAGAGCACAGGGACUGAAAGCAACGUCUGCGGUGGCACCUUGGAUUACAAAACCUCUGAUUCAGAGUCCUGUACACAUGAGUUACCGUUCUCGAGCCUCCAAGGUGCAACAGCAUGUCCACUGUGACUCCUGCUACACCCGGCGCUGCAGGACUCGGGUGGAGCCCUCUGUGUGCUGUACGGUCAUCCCCUGCCGCCUGCUCUGUGGAGCUCUCUUUCACCAUUGCAAAGAGGAGGAUCACCUGCUGCUCUGCCCUAACGUGAGAGUGCGCUGCCUCAACGCUGAGUAUGGGUGCCCGUUCCAAAUGCCUCGCUCCUCGCAGGCAGCUCACCUCCAGGUGUGUCCAGCCAGUGUGGUGUGUUGCUCCAUGGAUUGGCUCCGCUGGCCCAUUGAUGAAACAAACCCACACAGUGCCAUGGCCCUGCAGGAGAAUGUGCUGAAGAAAAAUGAGGGGCAAGGGGAACCUCUGGAUCUCGCUAUGGCCCUGGUGGAUCAGUCAGAACUUUAUGAACGCCUGAAGGUGAAACCAAUCUAUCCAGAGCUGAUGGAGGAGGAGGAAGAGGAGGAAAUAAAGGAAGAGAAGAAAGAGGACACAGCAGUAGGAGGAUCUGACAGUAGUGUUGAAGACAAUGAUGUCAAUGAAGAUAACAGCGUGUGUGAGAAUAAUGCUGUUGAAGAGACUGUACCGAGUGCAGUGCAUAGCUCAGGCAUUAACAUAGAGAAAUACAACCUGUUUGAGAUGAUGUUCAGCAUGGAGAGAGGCGGCUGUGCUGUCGCUCAGGAAAACCUGAACAAGCCCAAAGAAACCCCAAAGCCUACUGAGAAGGUGAAGGACAAAGACAGAGAGAAAAAAGAUGAUGUAGCUGUAGACACAAGUAAGACAGGUCAUGCCCCGUGGCAGGAGGGGGUGCUGGAGCGUCUGGGGCAGGAGCUCACCCCGCAGGAGUACAACAUGUAUGUGGUGCACCAUGGGCGCAUGCUGCUCACCUUUGGACAAAUCAAGGCCUGUACGCCAAGGGAGGACGAUUUUGUCUACGGCAGCCUGGAGCCUAUCCCGGUCCAGACUCUGCGCUCUUUCAAGGUCCCUGACAGCUAUCACUACAGCUCACGGCGUAUUCAUCAGUACGACUCGACUAAGCCUCCCAGCGAGGCUCGCGGUGUGGACACAUCUGACCUCGAAGUCAACGAAGAGGCCUGGUACAGCGAUGAAAUAGAGGCCACCCUGCUGGGCUAUGCUGAGCGGGAGGUCAGGGGUCACAAGGUCAGUGAGUCAAAGGCUGCCGAUGGGAUGUAUAACGACGCGGGAACACAGACUUACACGUUUCGCACAACUCCAUUUAAAGCGAAGACAACUCUGGCAGAGCUGGCCGUGGAUAAGCCGCUGAAGCUGCGUCUUCUGCUGGAGUCGGAGAGAGUGAGUGGCAGACAUCACAGAGGCAACAGCGCCUUCACCUUCCUCUGCUGUCACUCCUUCCUCCGCAGAGAGUUCGCCACACAUUUCAGGAACGUCCACACUGACAUCCAGACAAGUCUGAGUGGAUGGUUUGAGGAGAGAUGCCCUCUAUCAUACCUCGGAUGCACCUACAGCCAGACGAGGUUUCAGCCCUCCACACAUAAAGCCACCGUCUCCUACAAUAAGCAGCUGAAGUGUUUCAACUUGCGUCCAACACUUGAAGCCUCAUUAGGAGACACCUCCCAGUCAUCCAGGCGCUCAGUGGGCUCCUCCACCUCUCUGAGGAAGAGAGGAAGUCGGGCAAGAGGUGAGGAGGACCCUCUGAGCUCACUGCCCUACAACGUGCUGUGCCACAUGGCCAGUUUCCUGGACAGUCUGUCCCUGUCCCAGCUGGCUCUGGUGUCCCAUCUUAUGAGGCAGGUGUGCUCCACUCAGCUGCAGGAAAGAGGGAUGGUCACUCUCCGCUGGGAGAAGAAGACCAGCUCGCAUGGACGAGCCCAAUGGAAGGCCACGCCUGUCUGGGAGUUCAGUCACCUCUUCUCCUCAGUGGAUUCAUGGCAUAUGGCAGACGUCCCUCCUAUAUCUGCUCAUCUAAAAGUCUGUCCUUACUAUGAGACAUCUCUGCGCAAUGAGCGUGUUCCCCUCCCCAGCAUGAGUGGUAAAAAGGAGUGUAGCCAGGAAAGGAUGAGCCUCGUCAACCAUUUUGCAAAAAAGAGAUGUCAACAAUGAAAAAACAAACAAAACUUUUGAUUCUACCUGCUGUAUCAGAAUUUGUUUGUGCAUUAUUGACACUGAUGGCCAAAUUACAUUGCGCAAGUGUAGGGAUGACGUCAUAUAACCAGUAGCCUAUGUCACAAAGCAAAUAAAAUCAACCUGAGCUUGCAGAGUUCUUCCUCUUCUUCAUGAUCUACCUAAUAUUCAAUAUUAUGGAAUUAAUGGUUUAUGUGUAUAGUUAUGAUUUUUUUUUCUGCAGCAUUUUAUCAUAUUAAAAAUGUUUAUUAUGAUAGGCUGUAUGAUUGUGAUUUUUUAAAAAGAUAUGACAGAAUUAGACCUACAGUGAUUAAUCAGUUAAUCAGUUAGUGGAUAACAAUGGAUAACUAUUUUAAACAAUAAUGGCUUUAGAAUUUUUAAGCAAAAAUGCCAAACAUCUGCUUCUUACAGCUUCUCACAUGUAAAGUUUUGAUGCUUCUCUUCAUCAUACAUGGUUGUAAACUGAAUAUCUUUGGACUUUGGACUGCUGAUCAAUAAAACAAGACAUUU
Molecule: messenger RNA, 2802 nt
Organism: Epinephelus moara (kelp grouper)
Lineage: Eukaryota; Metazoa; Chordata; Actinopteri; Perciformes; Serranidae
Product: F-box only protein 40-like
Exons: 10
Coding region: 1-2271 (756 amino acids)
Cellular component (GO): cytoplasm
Molecular function (GO): zinc ion binding; protein binding; ubiquitin protein ligase activity
Source: RefSeq, a predicted model, not a curated record